GUUGUUGUGCUCGCAGCACAGACAAAAGCAACGCAAACGUUAUUUUUUGUUUAGAAAAUAUGUUUGCUUUCCAAUAAUUAUGAAGAGCCUACAACGAUACUUAUUUCCCAAAUAAAAUUAACUUGGCUUUUCUUCCCUUCAAGAAGACGAUCUAAUCCUUCCAACAGAUAUGGCUUUAAGCAAGGCACAGGUUCUGGUUACUGAGUUAAUUGAAUUCAGAGAUUCCUUCAUAGAAAGAAAUGGUAUUGAAAAUGCUCACCAUAAAACAGAAGAAAUUGAACGAAAAAUAAAAGAUGUACUGUUAGAGCUUGAUCAACUACAAUUGUUAAUUGACAACAAGGCAUCGUUUUUCUAUCUGCGUGGUCAAGCUUUAAAUAUAUCUCCCAACUAUGAUUCCCGCGCUGUUGACUGUCUGUCUAAAGCUGUUAAACUCGACCCAAGCCUUGUAGAAGCAUGGAAUGAAUUAGGUGAAUGUUAUUGGAAAGACAAGAAUAUUGAUGGAGCUUUAAACUGUUUUAAUUCUGCAAUAAUAAAGUGUAAAAACAAAGUAUCUCUUCGAAACCUUUCUAUGGUGCAACGUCAGCUAGGCACAGAUUUCGACUCUAAAGUAGCAAAUAUUCAACAAAGUGUGACAACAGCAAAAGAGGCUGUAGCUAUGGAUGUAAAAGAUGGUCAUUCUUGGUUUGUUUUGGGUAACGCAUAUCUUAGUUCAUUUUUCUUUGCUGGUCAAAGUCCAGUAACACUUAAACAAUGUAUGGUGGCGUACACAAAAGCUGAACAAGAUAAAAAUGAAACAACCAAUCCAGACUUACAUUAUAACAGAGCUGUGGCGUUUAAAUACCAGGAACAUUUCACAGAAGCUCUGGACGGAUUUCAAAAAGCACAUCAACUUGAUCCAACUUGGAAGAUCCCGAUAGAAGACAAAAUGGAUCUAGUGAAUAGAUUGAAAUUAACAACAGACGCGUGCAGUAAUAAGGGACGUCUUAAACGAAAGAAACUCACUAAUUUAAUCAACCAAAUAAAAGACGCAGAUUUCGGUCCAUAUGCCAAUGGAACCUACACAAGUCCUUUGAAUAAAUCGAUCGAUCUAAAGAAGACAUGUAUCAAUGAACUAAGUUUAAAUCGUAACGAUGGAAAAGUGAUCUGUGGAAAAGUUAUCGCAGUCAUUCCAGUAAAAGACGCAGUACCUUUUCCGUUUAUUUUGAUGGAUAAAAACGAAGAUUGUGUGGCGGUGAGCGUAUUUAACUUAGCUAUUGGUAAAGGUGUAAUUGUUGGUGAUUCUGUAGCUCUUCCUGAACCUUACCUUGAAGAAGUCAAUUUACAGCUUGAUGAACAGCAGAUAUCAUACCGCACCAUCCGUGUAGAUAACCCUGUUGUUCUGGUAAUCAACAAACGCAAGGUUGGUUCAGAGAGACUAUCGUUUAGUGUUCUCGAUGUGACAAACAAGAGUUCUUGAUUAGAUGAUAGCCGCGAUACCUGACACGUGGUGUUCCAAACUUACUGCUAGACGAAUCCUGUGCUUGGCCUAAAAACCUGGAAUAAAAAUACUAUCGGAUAUUCCUAUUUUGAUUGGCUAUAUAAAUGUCGGAUUUUUAUCACUUCAAUGCGGCCUACGUUGGAAUUUGAAUUUAAAAAACUUUCAGUUCGAGAAGGACUUCUGCAAAAACAUAAUGGAAAUUUAAAUUUUCAACAGAACUGAAAUAAGAUGCUAUACCUGAAGCUGGUACUAACGUCAACGUUUUGCGGCGUCAUGCGUGUUACUUUUGAAAUUAUCCAUCAUUUAUUUAGUUUUUUAUGCAUUUUAUCUGUUGAAAAUAAACCUCGCCUACGGAGUUCCUUUUUUACGGUUUGGUGGGAAAAGAAGAAAUAACCCCUGGGGACAAAAUUUAAACAUCUGAAACUACAUUUGCUUUUGAAGUAAUAUCUAUUGUUGGGAAAUUAAAAUGAUAGCAUGUUUAUGACGUAAUGUAUAAUAUUUUAGACUGAUCUUACGGUUUAUGUUUAUCUGUACAGAACUAUUUAUUUUCACGGCAAAAAUUGUUGUGAAGCGUUUAAUAUGCAUACCUUUUGAUCAA
Hydractinia symbiolongicarpus is the source of this 2075-nucleotide messenger RNA. Its product is annotated as tetratricopeptide repeat protein 5-like. Bases 170 to 1456 code for a protein of 428 amino acids. The transcript has 11 exons. Gene Ontology annotation, molecular function: protein binding. The record is from RefSeq and is a predicted model, not a curated record. NCBI's taxonomy places the organism in Eukaryota, Metazoa, Cnidaria, Hydrozoa, Anthoathecata, Hydractiniidae.